Penicillium angulare is the source of this 708-nucleotide messenger RNA. Its product is annotated as DNA-directed RNA polymerase core subunit RPB5. The record is from RefSeq and is a predicted model, not a curated record. NCBI's taxonomy places the organism in Eukaryota, Fungi, Ascomycota, Eurotiomycetes, Eurotiales, Aspergillaceae. Gene Ontology annotation, molecular function: DNA binding; DNA-directed RNA polymerase activity. Gene Ontology annotation, cellular component: RNA polymerase III complex; RNA polymerase I complex; RNA polymerase II, core complex. Bases 1 to 708 code for a protein of 235 amino acids. Gene Ontology annotation, biological process: DNA-templated transcription. The transcript is spliced from 3 exons.
AUGGACGGGGACAUGCACCGCGGCGGCGACGAGGCCGACAAGGAGAUGACCCGACUCUGGCGCACUUGGAAGACAGUCUAUGAGAUGCUUUCAGACCGAGGCUACGAAGUUUCCGACGAAGAGCUGCAAAUCUCGCUGAACGACUUCAGGAACAAAUACGCCGAUCCUAUGGGGUACCCUGAGCGUCAAAAGAUGAAAAUCCAAGCCCGCCCCACCGAAGAAAUGAAGCUGAAAUACACAGCCCUUCCUAGCAAGCUGCAGCCCAACCCUACCCCCGAUUGCGGAACCAUCUACGUCGACUUCUGUGUCGACUCCUCGGGUGUUGGAACCAAGCAAGUGCGCGCUUUCAACCACAUUGUCGACGAGAGCAACUUCCACACCGGCAUCUUCAUCACACAGACCCCUAUCUCUCCUUCUGCCGUCCGCCUUCUGAGCGGUGUCCCAGGUCGCAUCUGCGAGCACUUCCAGGAGCAGGACCUGCUGGUUAACAUCACCCGUCACGAGCUUGUGCCGAAGCACGUUCUGCUCAGUCCCGAAGAGAAGGCUCGCCUGUUGCAGCGCUACAGACUCAAGGAGUCCCAGCUGCCCCGUAUGCAGGUUUCCGAUCCCGUGGCUAGAUACUUGGGUUUGCGCCGUGGGCAGGUAGUCAAGAUUAUCCGCAAGUCCGAGACAGCGGGUCGGUACGCGUCUUACCGAUGGGUUAUCUAA